AUGGCGGAAGUUAUCGAAGUGGAAAUUGAACAGGCGAGUGAACAAGAACAAAGAGGAAGAGAAGAUGAGGUUGUUUCAGUUUUGUCACACCUACGACCGCCUGUUGCAAGUGAUUUAUCUCGAAAAAGAAAAUUGCUAACCAACCCUGGAAAAGGAAACCGAAGAUCAAAGUCAAGUUCGCCCAAUUUAACCGCAGCGAAAAGCGAGCCAAAAUCAAUCUCAGCUAAAGACAGAGCCAAAGAAUUUAAAGAUGAGCCAUUCACCGCACAGGCAAACGGGGGACUUUUUUGCACGGCUUGUCGUGAGCUAGUUUCUCUGAAGAAACAGAAUAUACAUGUUCAUAUUUCAAGAAAAAAACACAAGGAGAACAAAGAAAAGUGGUUGCUGAACGACAAGAAAGACGACGACAUUAGAAAGGCCAUUGCAAAGUAUGACGAUAAGAACCAUCCAAAGGGAGAAAUGCUUCCUUCUACUACAAGAUUAUUCAGGGUGAAAUUUGUUAAAGCGUUCUUGAAGAGUGGUACACCUUUGAGCAGGGCAGAAUAUUUCAGAGAUCUAUUUGAGGAGGUGGGAUACCCACUUACUUCAAGUUCGAACAUGAGACAACUUAUUCCUUUCAUCCUCGAACAAGAAUAAGAUGCAUUUGCCAAGAAGUGAAGGGAAAAGAUGUUGCCAUCAUAUUUGAUGGAACUACGCGAGAUGGGGAAGCAUUAGUUGUUCUGGUUCGUUUUGUGGAAUCAUGGACAAUAAAGCAGAGGCUUGUGAGAUUGAGACUUUUAAAAAGUUCUGUAAACGGUGACGAGCUAGCUGGCAUAAUUAUCGAGGUGUUGCACAGAAAAAUCAAUAUUCAAGAGAACAGUCUUUUAGCAGCGAUGAGAGACAGAGCUUCUGUUAACACGAAAGCUCUGCAGACGGUGUCUGUGCUUUAUCCUGAUAUGAUUGAUAUUGGAUGUAUUUCACAUUACCUGAACAAAGUGGGAGAGAAAUGCCACACACCAACACUCAAGCUAUUUAUGGCAACAUGGAAUCUCAUAUUCAGCACCAGUAUUAGAGCUAGAAAUAUUUGGAGAGGCAUAAGUGGACGGUCAAUGCCAAGGUACAAUUCCACAAGAUGGUGGAGUUAUUGGGAGUGUGCAAUGGUAGUGCUUCAAGAAUGGCAGCAUAUCAGAACUUUUCUAACGAGCAAUGAAGAUUUUGCAAAGACCUCAAGACAACGACUACUCCAGAUAUUUGAUGUGAACACAAAUAAGCUUAAAGAUUGAGCUAGCGUCAGUGAUGGAAAUGGAGGAAUUUGUGAAGUCUACAUACACCCUUGAAGGUGCUGGAACAUUGAUUUUGAUUGCCUAUGAGAAGCUUCAAAUGCUGCAGGCAUUUAUCAGAGUCCGCAACUUCCCUACUCUUACCGGUGUGGCAGCUGUUUCCUCUCAAUGUUGCAGAACAGCAAAGAUGGUACAACUAUGGCUUUAGAGAAUGCUUGAUGCCAGCUUUUGAAUACUAUACCAACACAUCAGCAAAUGAUGCCACAGUCUCGCGUUCUAUCCAAGUGUUCCAAGCUGCUCAGCUUUUUAGCCCGAAGUUUGUCAAAGUGUCAGAACCAGAUGCUGAAACAAUAGAUCAAAUCAGAGCUGUCCCCUUUCUUAGCAACAAUGAAGUCAUUCAGUCUCUGAAAGAUGAACUGCCAACCUACAUUGUGAAGGCAUCUCAAAUUCCUGAUGAAUUUGAUACUUUGUCAGAUUCUUGGCCCUGGUGGAAGUCAGUAGCUCGAGAACUACCAGCGUGGUCUUCAACAACAUGAUGCGCUGAAAGAUUACAUUGAAACUUCUUUGAUGCUGCGAGUAAAUGAUCGCUGAGAUUAUUUACAUGUAAGUAAGAAGUAUGGGGGGACUUAUAUAUUUAAGUUGUUAGACUGAUCAUUAUUAUGUUAUUAACAACGUGCCUAGUUGCACGCAAAACUUUGUUUGAAAAGUUGUUGUUUGAAAUACAUAACAGUCACAUAACACUGUCUUCUACGAUGUUGUAAUUCAAUAAACUCUUUAACUGUUUAUUGCUGUGUUCUGGGAUCCGUGUUCUGGCAAAGCACUUAUGGCAAAUUGCAAUAUUUAAUUAAUAAACAGAAAUUGAUGAAAUCGAGUUGCUUAGAUGUUUUUAUUUACUUAUUAUACCUUAAAAUAAACCAGCCCCGCAAUAUACAUCUUUUGCUAUUCAAAUAAUAAUGUAUAUUUUUUUUUCAUUUCUUUAAUUGAUAUAAAGCCAAAAAUGGGCCAAAUUAACAUUAGAAAAAAAUGAUAUUUCUGAGAAAUUUAGAAGAUUUGCUAAGAAAUUUAGACUAAAUUCAAAAGAAAUUUAGGAAUUUUAUGAGAAUUUCUAGAAAGAAAUUUAGAACAUUUUUUGCGAUAUUUGUAUCUAGGCCUAGUCACACACCAGGGAUCAUGCUUGGAGGUGUCACAUGAUCAAGAAUUGCGACAUUAGGGUUCAUUUUCUAGUUGGAGGCUGGGGUCAGGGUUCGUGUUGUAGUCGGAGAAUAGGGUUAGGGUUUGUGUUAUAGUGUGAGUUAGGGAUCGGAGAUCUUUGGAGAUUUAGGUCGGAGGUAUUUACGUGUGAUUGCAUUAUAUGCAAACUAGGGUCGUUGGUAAAACAAAGGUUCAAUUGCAAAGACAUCUAUACAAUACUACGUCAGAAUAGGUUGAUAUUUGACACACACAGGUAAAGCGCACACACGGGAGACAGGUUGCAACGCGCAUGCGCAGUCACCUAGUUACUAUUACAUAUGCGCAAUGGAACAUACUGUAUACACAACAUUUAUUUUAACCUUGUAGGCUAAAAACAGUAUUAAGGAAGUAAGUUUAAUCUCAUGCAAAUCUCUUAGACUAAACAAUCUUAGCUAAGAAAAAAACAACAGUCAGGUGAGACAAUAUAAUGCAAAUUUUCUCAGAAGGAACCAUGACAUUUCUCAGAAAAUGCUAUUGUCUGGUUCACUUUUUGGUGUUAUAAAUUGUUUAGAUAUCACUUUUUUCACCCCAAAACAGAGCGGUAAAAAGCUAAUUAACGUUGUUGGCGCAGUUGUUAUCGUGAAUGCAUUGAAAUAGCGGUGAACUAUUUUCACCUUGGUGCACCGACUCAUGGUUAGUGUGGCUGUCUCUUUUACUACCACUUACUGCAUGCAAAUGAAACACUAUAAAAAGAGACUAAGAGCAUCACAACUCAUCGGAUGUUUAUCAUGGACGCUAUCCUGGAAAAAGUCUUUCAGAAAGUCGAGCAAGAUCUACCCAGCAAUGGUUUGGUGGAUUCUACACCUGUAAAAUCAAAGUGGACCCUCGUUGAAAGCGGAUAGCUGAACAGAAUCAUCUGAUCAACACCCUAUUUCAAGAAAUGCGCGCCUUGCUGGAACAGUUAAGUAAGAGGUCUUUUUAGGAGCUGCCAACGGUUUCUUUACCAACAUAGAACUAAGAUUAGAGUUAAUAACCAAAUUGCCAAGACCGCACAAGGUAAAUUGUACAUGUAAGCAAAAGUCUAAUAAUUGUUAGCCACUCAGGAUAAAAACAGUUUUCACACCAUCAAGAGGGCAAGCAUCAUUUUCACUUUAUCCUAGAGCUUGUAAAGGAAGUAAGGUAUUAUCAUUUCAUGUUAUUAUUAUUUUGGUCUGUCAGAAGAGACACGAGACAGAGUUAAUUCUUUGAAUGGUCAACACGACCAGCAACAGUAUUAAAUUUAUUUUGAGCCCUGACAAAUAGACAAUUCUAUACAAAACAAACCCAUAAAAACGCAAAUCCCACUGAGAUUAGCCAUGCCAUCUAAGACUGUUGCCCUUAGUCAGGAUUCAACAAUGCACACGACGCCUGUAUUGUUCAGUUCAACAACUCAAAAGAGCCAUCAUCAGUGAGUUUAAAUUUGGGACCCAUGAUCGCGUUUGAAUAAACCCGUGGAAGCCUGUGAGUUUUGGUCAAGAUUGACCGAAGGGUAUACUGCAGGAUAGAUGAAGGACCCCAUCCUCUCUACGAACAAUACAUCACUUGCUACUGUGAUUCCCAGCUCAAUAAUUAAAUUCCACACAUAUGGUCUGAUACAGUUUAUAAUACAAUUAUUGAUUCUUGUAAAGCCAAUGGAACCUAGUAAGAAAUCAGUCCAAAAAGGCGGCCCUGAGUUGGCUCCUAGGCAACCAAUACCGCAAAUAGACAAAGCCAACAUGUAGAAUAGGAUCAAUAAUGUACAUUUAGAAUGCAGAGAGGACACAAGACAUGAUAAAUAUUUAACUGGAACAAAUUGGGCCAACAAAGAGCAAACACACAUAACGCUCUAAGACAAUUUUCACUACUGUCCCCUAUUCAACCACAAAUAAAAAAGAAGAGAAAAUGUUUACGCCAGGACUCACUGGUCCACACAAUCGCCAAGUAGUUUUGUGCCACCCAAAACUACAGCAAAACUGCCCAAACUUGAAGUGAAAAAGUUUAAUGGCAGAUUACAAGAGUGGGGGAAAACCACCACCUAUCUCUAUGUCACAGAAGUAUAAAAAGGAAAGAUAUUAUAAGACAUUUUAAAAAUAUCUCUUACGGUAAUUUACAAAUGAAAAAGGCAUUCUAUUCCGCACUUGGUCUGUCAGAGUAUAUCUAGCAGUGAUGUAAAUAGAUUCCAUAAAGCUAUAACUGCUAGUGUAUAAAAUCUACGAAACUGAAAAUUUCAGAUCUAAAAACUAAACGUUUUAAGAAAUUUCUGGGAAGGAAAUCUAAAUUUCAGGUGAACCGUAUAAUGAAAUAAAAGGUGGAUUUCUAUAACAUCUUCUGGUUUCGUAAAAUGUAGCACAUAAAGCUGCUGUGAAACUUUAAUUAUGGUUAGUCAAAUUUUGUAUUAGAUUCUAGAUUAGUUAGGUAGUUUUUCAAUAGUUGAAUGUAAAUGUACCUGAAGGAAAUACCAUGUAUAAAUAAAGUUACCAUACCAUACAAGAUGCAGUGGUGGAUCCAGGGAAGGGGCCCUUGGGGGAGGCAGUGGCCAUUAGAGGACAGGAAUUAAAAGAAUGGACCAACGUAAAUGUUACGUUCAUAAGGGAAUAGGUGGAAACCUAUGGCAUAGGUUGGUAUCCUAAAUAACGUGCAACAUUGAGUAAAUUUACGCAAUACACUACACGAUAGAUAAACAAAUUAAUAAUUCAAUAAUGAUGAUGAUGUUGAUGAUGUUACCUGUUUACCAUUAUUUUUCAUUAACACUAUUUUGUAUAAUUUGCCGUUGUCAAUUUACAAUUAGUUUGUUGUCAGGCGGAAACAAAAUUUUAUAAUGAGUCAUAUCAAUUCCAGGAAAUGAGGGCAGGCGGUGGCCAUAAGAGGGGAGGAACUUUCAUUUACUUAAAUAGAUAUGUAUAUUCUGAGCAAACUCUCAUCAGAAUACCCAAAUGACAGCAUUGGCUUGUAUAGGAAUGAUGGACUUCCGUUUUUAAGAACACGAAUGCAAGAUCAGGUGAUAAAGCCCGGGACGCUUUCUGUAAGAUUCUUAGAGACCUUGGCCUAAAAAUCACUGUGCAAAGCAACACGAAAAUCGUCAACUACCUAGAUGUCACACUCAACCUCACAACCGUAAAAUACUAUCCUUUCAGAAAGCCAGACAACAAUCCAUUGUACAUUAACUCGAAGUCCAACCAUCCACCCUCUAUCAUUAGGCAAAUUCCAGCUUCCAUUAGCACGAGAAUAUCAUCACUCUCUUGUGACCCACAGACUUUGCUAAAUCACCACAGUUAUACAAUGAUGCCCUUAGAUCCAGUGCUUACGAUGAAACAAUCCAGUAAGAGGAAAACCGGCAAACUUGAGCAAAAAAGAAGAAUCGAACCAGAUCACGUAACACUUUUCUGGUUUAAUCCACGUUUUAGUCAGAAUGUGCAAACAAAUGUUGCAAAGUCCUUCCAUCCCUUGAUUGAUAAAAAUGUCCCCAAAUCACACAAACUGCACAAGAUCUUCAACAAAAACAACCAUAAAGUAAGCUACAGCUGCACCACUAAGGGAACGCGUCCAAAUAUUGGCAUCAGGUCACACCAAUGCACAUCAAUCGGGUACCGACUUUUUGCGAUUCCGUUGAAUCUUGGACCUGAUAUUAUUGGUACCGAAUGAAACGGAAUUGGCAAAGGGUCUUAAUUAACAUAGGCCAUCAAAAAUAUCUGGCAGCUCAAAUAACCGGUCACGUCACCGUUACGAACAAUAUGUUUGAUUUAAAUAUAACCCUCAAGAGUUAGUUGAUCAUGAUUGAGCAAUCGAACAAGUGAUUUAUUUCAUUAUUAGUGUUUCAUUCUCAAGUAGCUCAGACAAGUUACACAUGGACAGUAAUUGUUUUCGUACAGUGUUUACAGUCAGUAAUUUCCUUACGGACAGUUCAAACCUUUUCGACCAAGCGAGGUUUUACCCUUCAGGUACGAUUGUUUUAUUCCUCAAUCUGUUUGUCUUUGAACUUGUUCUAGCCAUUUUAUUAUAAUGUAAUUAGAAAUCGGCUUCACUAUACGUCCCAAAAAUGAUCGGAAUGUAAUCUUAGAAUCAUUCAUUUGUACCUUGAUUUUCAGAAUUGCUACUUUAUUAAGGCUAUUAAAGGACUUCUCAUCUCGGUUGCUGUCUCCUGGGGUCUAUACCAAAAUUUCUGAAGGAUUUGAGCAUUGAUUUAGUCGGCCAGUUGGUAUGGUACCCUUGUAGAUAAUCCUCUGUUUAUGAAAGAUGGCAGCCAAAGGUGAAGGAACCAGCGAAGAAACUAUAAACCUGGAGAAUACCCUUAAGAAGAAAAGAAGACAAAGAUCUUAA
Messenger RNA from Porites lobata, 6764 nucleotides. The record is from the annotation of a GenBank genome assembly. NCBI's taxonomy places the organism in Eukaryota, Metazoa, Cnidaria, Anthozoa, Scleractinia, Poritidae.